AUGCAUAGUCAUAUCAGAAAAAAACAAAAAAGAGGCUCCAGGAGGCCUAUACCCUUUUACAAGCAUCGGAGUAAACGCACUGAAACUACUAUUCAUAUCACAAAAACCAAGAGCUUUGAAAUUUCUACCGAAACACUCAAGACCAUCAUCAAAUUUGGUAUCAAGGAUAUCGCGGUCCCAUUAAGCCUUCCAGGCUCUGAUCAUGAGCUUGAAAUUUACACCUGUGCUCUUUUAAAUCACCUGGAAGUACAAUGUUCAACGGAUUCCCCUGUAAAAUUCUUACUACUCAAAUUUUCUGAUCCGAAGUUUCUCCCCGAGACUGAUGCGGCCAGCAAAUGGGUCGACAAACGACUAGACAAUUCUUCUGAUUUGCAACCUUUAAUAUCAGCACUUGAAAAGAUUUUGGAGAUGAACAUACCCAAAGCUUACAGGACAAACUUCACUGACAUAUACAAGUCAGCUUGUCACAAUAUCUUCAAAUCUUUUAAAAAUUACCCUGACCUUCACUUCACUGAGAUUAAAGGGGCUCUCACAAUCUCUGACAUUAUUCACAGAGUCAGCUCCUUCAAUGUCUUUCGACGUGACAAAUCUAUAAUCACCGAGGAACUUUGUGAUACACAAUUUUUACAUAUCUCAGAGUAUGCUCUAAUGAACAUGUCACCUGCUUCAAUCUUUGCAAAGACUUUCAGUUCGGCAUUACAAUACUGCAAAAACUACGACAAGUUUUCAACAACCAGACAGAGCAGCUUUGAAGCAGCUAAACGCGCCAUCAGCUCUGGUGUCGGUGAACUCGAAGAUCUACACAGAACUAUUGAUAAAACCACUUCCACCUUGCCAAAAUCUGUGCCCGCUGGAUCUUCUCACAAUACUCGAAUUGACUACGAAAGUGGCGACUCCAGUAGAGUAACCGAAUCGAAAAGACCUGCUGAAAAUAGCGAAACUUACGACACCCAAGACGAUAAUAAUAGGAGGAAAAAACGUCGUAUGUCUUAUACCAGCAGUAAUGAGCUCCAUGGUGACAAUAAAGUUUUUUAUCAAGCUCCAAUUUCUACAGUUAGCACCGGGAAUCUUUCUACUAGUGACAAGUCUGGAUGCAGAGACACUCAAGUUUGCGACCAUGAGAAUCAGAAUGCCCACGAACAACCAGAUGUUAGCGAGUCCAUACCCGCUAAUACUGACUUUCUUAUUACCACAGGAUCUUCUUACCACUACACUGGAUUUCUCAGCAUCCUGUGUAAUGUGCGCAAGGUCCCAGAUUCUUCUAACAUUUCCAACAAUUAUGGCACUAAUUUGCCAGCUGCUAAACUCAUGGGCGAUGUAAUCAUUGAUAUUGACUACCAGGGAAAACCUUGCUAUCUCUACAAUGUUUACUACUUUCCCGGUACCACGCUAAACGUAUACUCAAACACACAUAAUUUCUCCGAUGGUUCUGGUAAUGAAAUUAAUUUUAUCACUGAUCACUACAAUCGGUCUAUCAUUGGAGCAAGAUCCGCUUAUACCGGGCUCGAGUUCCAGUUGUGGACCAAGAACCGUCUCCAGUUCUUUCGCACACCAAUGUUUGACGCUGCAAGCAUUCUUCGUGCAUCCUGUCCAUUGGGUGCAGAAGUUGACCUGCUAGGCAUGGGGUUUAAUGACGAAUUCGAUCCUGAUCUGUCUGUCAAUGACAUUGAUCUUGACGAUUACAUUGAUCUUGACGAUUACAUCGAUAUUGACGACGAUGACAGUAAUAGCUCUACGACAGCCUCUUUAGACACCUCACCUCUGCCCCUUCUUACUGAAAGACACAGGCAUAACAAGGCCAUCGGCAGUAUUUGGCAUAUACGCUGCGGCCAUAUUAAUGAUAAAAAAAUUGACCUUCUCGCUAAGCACAAACUCGUCACUGGGUUACCUUCCGAUAUCUUUUGCCUAGAUCGGUGCUCCACAUGCAUUCAAGCAGAGCUAUCUUUUGGUGCUUUCAUUCGCAAUGCCAACUCUAGGAGUAAUCCAUUCGAACGCCUUCAUGCUGAUAUUAUUGGUCCCUUUGCAAAAGGUAUCAAUUCCUCCCGCUACUGCCUCGUAGUCACUGACGAGAUGUCUGGUUACCUCUUCCUGCGCCCACUCAUUUCGAAGAGCUGCCUUGAGACAAGCGAAGCUUUGAGCUCCAUCAUCACUGAAAUUAUCAACGUUUUUAAGCGUAGACCCAAGUACUUUUUUUCCGACCAAGGUGAAGAGUUCCUUGGUUUGGAAAUGAAACAGCUUCUCUACAAGCAUUCAAUAUGUAAAGCUGAUACAACUAAGGACACUUCGCAGACUCAAAACUUUAUUGAAAGAUACGUACGAACAGCAAAAACACACAUCCGUUCUCUGCUAUUUCAUGCUCAUCUACAAGAAUCUUUCUGGGACAUUGCCUGCGCUCAAGCGGAAUUUCUUUACAAUGCUACUCUCCUUGACACCAUUAAUGGAAAGUAUACUACCCCAUAUUAUAUUGCUCAUGGCAAACCCGCUCGUUUUGGGAACCUUCGUAUAUUUGGUUGUGAUGUUAAAUACAGGGAACUAGGUUCCGGCAACAGUCGUUCCACACCAGAAGUUUUUGGAAUUUACCUUGGCAUGCCGCACAAUGACAGGAAAUGCUUCUUCGUGUUCAAUAUUGUUACUGCGAAAGUAAUAAAGGUGCGUGACAUCGUUUUCUAUAAAAGCAGAUUUGUACAGCAAUCCAUGAUCAAUUGGAAAUCCCAGGCUCCCUCAGCCCCGUAUUUCGAUAUACUCGACACUACUGCCUCAAACUCUGAUGAACCAACCAUCACGACUCAUAGUGAAUAUAUUCCUAUCCCUUACUCAUCGCAGGCUCAAAGGUCAACGUCGAGUGCAUCGACUUUAGCAAGAUCCGGAUUGGGGCGGAUGCCAUUAAAUAUACAAUUGGCACGCAUCGCCUUGCCAUCCCGCAACUCUGCACCACGACACACUGGCGCACGACCGGGUUCCAAGUAA
Messenger RNA from Magnusiomyces paraingens, 2967 nucleotides. RefSeq lists its product as uncharacterized. Gene Ontology annotation, biological process: DNA integration. The record is from RefSeq and is a predicted model, not a curated record. Bases 1 to 2967 code for a protein of 988 amino acids. The transcript has 3 exons. Gene Ontology annotation, molecular function: nucleic acid binding. NCBI's taxonomy places the organism in Eukaryota, Fungi, Ascomycota, Dipodascomycetes, Dipodascales, Dipodascaceae.